AUGACUUGCUACCGAGGCUUCCUGCUGUGCAGCUGCCGUUGUGUGGCGGGGAGCCGGGCGGCCGCAACGGCGCGGAGCGCUGGAAGUGGGGGCCGGCGGCACCUGGGGCACGGGGGACACGGGCGGCACGGCCAAGCUCGCGAGCUGGAGGGCGGCAGGGGCAACGAGGGCCGUCCUGCAGGCGGCUUCCGCCCGGCCCGGGUUGUGGUAGUGGCCAAGACCACCCGCUAUGAGUUCGAGCAGCAGCUAUACCGCUACGCAGAGCUCUCGGAGGAGGAUCUGAAGCAGCUGCUUGCAUUAAGAGGAUCCAGUUAUAACGGACUACUUGAGCGACAUCAUAUUCAUACCAAGAAUGUGGAGCAUAUUCUGGAUAGUUUACGGAAUGAAGGAAUUGAAGUUCGUUUAGUGAAGAGGAGGGAAUAUGAUGAAGACACUGUUCGAUGGGCAGAUGCUGUUAUAGCUGCAGGAGGUGAUGGCACAAUGCUACUGGCAGCCAGUAAGGUCUUGGACAGGCUUAAGCCAGUUAUUGGAGUAAACACUGAUCCAGAACGGUCUGAAGGUCAUUUAUGUCUGCCUGUGAGAUAUACACACUCCUUUCCAGAAGCACUACAGAAGCUUUAUCGUGGUGAGUUCAGAUGGCUAUGGAGACAACGAAUCAGAUUAUACCUUGAAGGGACUGGAAUAAACCCAAUUCCUGUAGAUCUCCAUGAACAGCAGCUGAGUUUGGAUCAACACAGCAGAGCCCUCAACAGUACAAGAAUCCAUGAUCAUAGAUCUGAGAUUUCUGGGCCACAACUUUUACCAGUAAGGGCACUAAAUGAAGUCUUCAUUGGGGAGAGUCUGUCAUCCAGAAUGCCCCAUUCUUUGGUUGUUGCUGUGGACAGUAUAAGAAGAGAUAUAGCCACUCUAAAGGGACUGGCCUCCUACUAUGAAAUCUCAAUUGAUGAUGGUCCCUGGGAAAAACAGAAGAGUUCAGGACUCAAUUUAUGCACUGGAACAGGAUCAAAAGCCUGGUCAUAUAAUAUAAACAGGGUUGCAACACAAGCUGUAGAAGAUGUUUUAAAAAUUGCUAAACGCCAAGCAAACUUGGAUCUUCCACUGAAAAAGGAAUUAGUUGAGAAAGUUACAAAUGAGUAUAAUGAAUCUUUAUUGUAUAGUCCAGAAGAGCCAAAGAUGCUUUUCAGCAUUCGAGAACCUAUUACAAAUAGAAUAUUCUCAAGUAGUCGUCAGCGUUGUUUCUCAUCAAAGGUUUGUGUUCGUUCUCGUUGUUGGGAUGCCUGUAUGGUUGUAGAUGGAGGAACUUCUUUUGAGUUUAAUGAUGGAGCAAUAGCUUCAAUAAUGAUCAAUAGAGAUGAUGAACUUCGAACUGUGCUGCUAGAGCAGUGAUCAUCACCCCAGGAAAAAUACUUUAAUUGCAGAAACAGACUGCAUUGUCAUAACACUGCAUUAAAAAAAAUUGUUAAAGGCUGUUCCUUUAACAGUUUGGGUACAAAGCCAGCCCUGAAAGUUUGGAGGUUUUGAGAGAAGCUUUGUGGUUGAGAAAAAGUAUUUAUUGCCUAAGAAAACUGAUAAACUACAUGGAGAUCUUAGAAUUGGUGCCAGCUGUAUAACCUACAGAUAUUUUUUAAAGUGGUAAUGCCUUUACAUUUAAAGAGGUAGGUUCAAAUAAAAGAUGAAAUAUAGAGGAUAUGAUUUAACUAUAAUAGGGUCCCUUCACCCCUUUCCCCAUUCUCCACUCCCUCUAAUAGUAUCCAGGGAUUGUUCAAACCAAAUGCAUUUAUCACUCAUGAAUAUUUCUUUUUUAUAGAAAAGCAACUUGAAUGUUAAGAUUUAUUGUUCUGAUGAUGAUUAUAGAUAAUUUUUAUAAACCCUGACAUUAACCUAUUUGAAAUAGGUAAAUGUUUUUAUAUAUAUUUUUCAGAAUUUUAUAAUUUCAGAACAUGAUGAUAAUAUGCCUUAUUUUUCCAUCUUCAAUGAUUUAAGGCCAAUGUGAAAUUUAUACCUUUUUCCUUUUCUGCCCUAUAUUUCCUCCAAUCUUUUAAAAACUUUACAAGAACUUUUUCAUUUAUAUUUUGAUUCAGGUUGUGCUGUUCACUUGUGGUUGAAAUGCAUUUAUCUGGAGAAAAUCAUGCUGCUAUUUAUUACACUUUCUAACUGCUCAAGAAUUAUCUUGAUAAUGAAUCAAAGCCUUUUAAAUAUGUUAACAUUGGAGUAGGUAAUCUAUAAGGUUCCUUCCAGUUCUAAAAUUCCAUGAUGAUGAUGUGAUAAUAAAAUGGAAUUAUAUCUACAUAAUCUGAAUUUACUUUAACUGUAAGAAGAAAAACAUUUACUGUUUGAAUGUACUCUUGGGUAUAGUAUCUGAAAGAAAGUCAACAUGAAAAUCAGUGAAACAUUUGUAUUCUCUUUUGAAUGCUUUGGUUGGUUUUAUUAUUUUCUUGAGUUUUCAUCUAAUUUAUUGUGCAUAGCAGCAUUGAUGAGUGCAUGUUAUGACUUCACUUCCCUUUUCCUCACAUUAUGAAUUAGAUGAAAAUUUGUGAAUAAACAUGGUUUUCAGUUCAUUA
Molecule: messenger RNA, 2561 nt
Organism: Gracilinanus agilis (Agile Gracile Mouse Opossum)
Lineage: Eukaryota; Metazoa; Chordata; Mammalia; Didelphimorphia; Didelphidae
Gene: NADK2
Product: NAD kinase 2, mitochondrial
Exons: 14
Coding region: 1-1386 (461 amino acids)
Biological process (GO): NAD+ metabolic process; NADP+ biosynthetic process
Cellular component (GO): mitochondrion
Molecular function (GO): NAD+ kinase activity
Source: RefSeq, a predicted model, not a curated record